AUGGUCCCUCCACCCAGACCGGGAACAUUCUCGCCAAACCCAGGAGCACAACCCAUCUACACUGGCAUUUCGUCCCACUCUCCCCAUAACUCUCACGCCGGUGCGCUGAGUGCGGCUGCCAGCCCAAGUACGAGCAGCCCCACUGGGUCAAACUCCCUGACCAAGAUUGCAGUCGCCCAGGUCUACCUUCUUCUGAGCACCAUCAAGGAAGACAAGGACGAUCCUCGCAAGUGGGAGUCACAAAUCGAGUCUCUACGGAAGCUGCUCGAUGAACACGGCAUGGAUGUCUUUACCAGAUACUUCGCGCGACUGGUGGCCGCAAAUGCCUCACAGAUAUUCCCCGGUCCUAACAGGCCGGUAGCAAACCCGGGAAACUACCAUCUCCUCGUCGCCGAGAUGCGGAAGCUGUCCCGAGACUUCUCCCAGGCAAGGAAGAUCGCCGAAUCGAUCGAGACGGGCACCGAGGACAUCUUCCGUGACUUUGACCUAUCCACCUUUAUGGAGCAUUUCCAGCUGGAUGCUCUCGAGAAGACGCUGCUGGCCCUCGCCUUUAAGCUCGGGCUCAGGGCCGACCUCAAGGCCAGAGCGGAUGCUAUUUUGUCGACUAAUUUCCCAUCCUUCGUAAACAUUUUGAGCCGGCCGACCGGAGAUCAUGCCGACCUCGAACCCGAUUUCGUUGCCGAGCUUCUCGACCGCUUCAUCCAGUGCCACCCCCCCAACUUCAACGCCGCCGCCAAGCGGGAGUUGGAACACAAGGUGCAGUCCAGAUAUGCCCAGUCCCCCGAUUCCAAGCCGCCGCCAUCCCAGGUGCUCGCCGCCCUCGACCUGGUGCGUAUGCUUGCCGACAAGCCGCCCAAUGCCCUUGCGCUCUAUAUCCACCGGACAGGCGCGGCCUUCACCUCGGAUGAGAGGACCUGCACGGGCUAUCUGCAGAAUCGGCCGGCCAACGUCCAUCUCAGCGAGGAGCAAGUGUCGGUGGCCCUGAUGUACACCACCAUCAGCCAGACCCCGCGGCACAACCCUUCGGUCCUCGUGGCCGCCAUCAGGCAUAUUCUAUCUGACAGUUUCCGGUGGCAAGACGUCGUGUCGUACUUCGAUCACAGCGGGGCUCGGGUCACCUCGGCCCAGUUCUUGCGCCUGUACAACGCCCUGCUGCCGAUAGCACAAGAGGACAGUGAGAAAUUCAACAUUCAGCGGUUGUGGGGCGGGGAGUGGGAGAAUCCCGAAACACAGCUCUCUUUCAUCUGCGCCUUCGCAUCCCUCAAGCCGGAGCAGCUGGACGCAACGACCAUUCCUGACUUGAAACCCACCUUUACACUAGAGGAAUACGCGCAGUCACCACAGCCGGUACGGGAGACGGCAGCCUAUGCUGUCAAGCAUCCUCUCGUCUCCGAGGCUGCGCUUUCUGCGGUAUUCAACGUUGCACUGCACUCGAUGCACGCCUCGCAGAGCCUCGAAGCCAAGCGUCUCUUCCAAGACGUGGUCGUCCCGAAUCUGGCCAUAUUUGUCGUCUCGGCAUUUGGAGUACCGAAACCCUGGCCGGCCAUGGCUGAGGAUACGCUGGUCUCUCUGUUUGACAACUUCCUCCAGAGGACGCCGGAUGCAGACUUUGUCAUGGACAGCCUCUGGAGACGGGACAAGGAGUGGGUCAAGACAAGGCUCAUCGACGCCCAUGUCGGGAAGCCCAUCAGUUUGUCGCUCAUCUUUGAACAUGCAGUCCGGCAGAACUGGCUCGAGGAGUUGGUCUAUCUUCCCAAUGGGUUUGGGAUUGAUCUUGCCGCGUUGGCGCAUGCCGAAGGAUACCUCGACCUACAGCAGUGGGCGCGGAAGCACGCCGACCGGAGCGCCGAGAUGGCAAGGGCGCUUCUCCAGUUCUUGAUCAUCAAGGCAACGUACGAGAUGCAGUACCAGCGCCCUGCAGAAGGCCAGCCGCCCGUCAAGGCGCACACAACCCUGCAAGUCAGGACGGUCCAUGCACUACUGCAGAUCUUGGAGGAGUUCCUGCCCAAGACUCCGGUGCCCGACUUGAUCAUGGCGCAACGGACCUGCAUCACGGCCUAUCCAAGGCUGAUCAACUAUGGGGAAGGUUUUGACGACAUCAUCGAUGCCAACGGGCGCGACGGCAACGCACUGCCACUGGCCGCCAACGCCAAGAUGGAAGAACAUUACAAGAUGAUGUAUGGCGACGAGAUCCAGGUUCGCGACGUCGUCGAGAUCUUGGAGCGGUACAAGCGGUCUCGCGCUCCCUUGGACCAGGAUAUCUUUGCGUGUAUGAUCCACGGCCUGUUCGACGAGUAUACACACUACGUCGACUACCCUCUCGAGGCCCUGGCUACGACCGCGGUUCUGUUUGGUGGUAUAAUAUCCCACAAGCUGAUCUCGGAUCUGCCGCUUCAAAUCGGCUUGGGCAUGAUUCUCGAAGCCGUCAGAGACCACCAUCCCGACGAACCAAUGUACAAAUUCGGCCUACAAGCUCUCAUACAGCUAUUUAAACGCUUCCCCGAGUGGCCGGGCUUCUGCAAACAGCUGCUUCAGAUCCCAGGCCUUCAGGGGACAGAGGCGUGGAAGAACGCGGAGGAAGUGGUUCGGGAGCACGACGAGGAGCUUGCGCGCACCCGUAACGGCGGUCAUCCCCCGGGGAUACUUGGUGAUAAAUUGACCAACGGCAAUGUGGAUGACGGCCCUGGAUCGGAACAACACCCGCCACCGUUCGCCUCGGUCAACGUAGACCCGCCUCCGCAAGGCGUCCUCUACGAAGAUCCUAGUGAGGACGCCCAAGAUAAGAUCCAAUUUUUCCUCAACAACGUCACCGAGACGACGUUGCAAACCAUCAUCAAGGACAUCCGAGACAUGCUCGAGGCCAAGCACCAGCAGUGGUUCGCCAGUCAUCUAGUCGAGGAGCGUGCCAAGAUGCAGCCAAACUAUCACAAGGUCUACCUCGAGCUCGUCAAGCAAUUCGAGGACAAGACGCUUUGGGCGGUGGUCCAGCGGGAGACUUACAGUAGCGUCUCGCGCUUGCUGAACUCGGAAUUGACCCUCCAGAACUCGACCGAUAGGACGUACCUUAAGAACCUGGCCGGCUGGCUCGGGCUCUUGACCCUCGCGCGCGAUAAGCCGAUCAAGCACAAGAACAUUGCCUUCAAGCAGCUUCUUAUUGAGGCGCAUGAUACUAAGCGCCUGAUCAUCGUCAUCCCUUUCGUGUGCAAGGUUUUGCACCAGGGCGUCCACUCAAACGUCUUCAAACCACCCAACCCGUGGUUGAUGGACAUAAUUCAUCUAUUGAUCGAGCUCUAUCACCAUGCAGAACUGAAGCUGAAUCUCAAGUUUGAGAUCGAAGUGCUCUGCAAGGAAUUCAACCUGGAUUACAAAGCCAUUGAGCCAUCCGGGGAGAUCCUCAACCGAGCUCCCGUUGAGGAGGUGGGCGACAUGCUGGGGCCGGAGGCUCUCGAGAAUUUCGAGAACCUGUCCCUCAACGGAAUGCCUGGUGUAGGCAACUCCCUCGCAGCGCAUCCGGCUUUUGCGAUCCCGGACCUUGGGCCCAACCUCUCGAUUCCGCAGACCGAGGUCAUCAGCUCCGCUAAGUUGCACGAGAUCCUGCGUCAGGCCUUGACGCGCGCGUUGCAGGAUAUCAUCCAGCCGGUUGUUGACCGGUCCGUCACUAUCGCUGCGAUCUCGACACACCAGAUGAUCCGGAAGGACUUCGCAACCGAGCCCGACGACAAUCGGGUGCGGACAGCGGCAAUCAACAUGGUCAAGUCGACGGCCGGCAACCUGGCGCUUGUCACAUCUAAGGAUCCGCUGCGCGCGAAUCUCACCAACCACCUACGCAGCCUGUCCGCUGAUCUACAGCCGGGGUUGCCUGAGGGCAUCAUCAUGCUGUGUGUUAAUUCCAACCUGGACCUGGCCUCAAGCGUCAUCGAAAAGUGUGCCGAGGAGCGCGCUGUCCCGGAAAUUGAGGACUUGAUCGCUCCAGAACUGGAGGCCCGACAGCGCCAUAGACUCCAGCGGCCCUCCGAGCCCUACAUCGACCCUGGACUCAGUCGCUGGGCCAUGACAAUCCCUCAUCCGUUCAAGCUCCAGCCCAGCCUUAGCGGUCUCAACGCCGAGCAGAUGGCUAUCUACGAUGAUUUCGCCCGCCAGACGAGGGCGAAUGUCGCCGCCACCGCCCCGACACAAGGCCCGUCUGCGUCGGACAGCAGGACCAUAGCGAGCGAAGCCCUCGCUGACCAGUUCAACGCUGUUGCGAAGCUGCCGGCUCCUGCCGAGACCCCGUCCAUCCCCCACUUGGGCACGCAGUUGCAACACUACCCUCAGGCUCACGUCGGGUUGGCCAACGGGCGGCCGACCGGAAUCAACCAGAUCGACUCCCGAAGCAUCGCCGAGAGGGUCAACAAGCUCCUGGAACAGCUGUCGUCCACCGCUACCAACUCGUCCGACGAACACUUCAACGACCUUCCCAGGCCUCAUCCGGUCCUGGAUAUCGUCGAUGCCCUGACCCAGCUGAUCAUCACCACCCAGCAAUCCUCGGAAGAGUUUGCCGCAUACGCCGCCAACCAGGUCGCGCAGCUCCUCUUCCGCCAGCCGGAGGGCACGCUGCUGCUGGAGAGUUUGGUCCGUGUCCUUGAGACGCUUCGCAAGAUCGCGGGCCCUGUCAUCAGCGAACAGAUCCGCCAAUUGUUCCAUCAGCAGCCUGGUGAACUCUUCCUUAACCUGCCCCUGAUCACUGCGCUGCUUGGAACCGAUCUGCUCGACUGGAGAAACAUCGAUGCGGCGACGGCGAAGGUACUGCAACAGCGCAAGGAAGGGUCGAUCGACUUCCUCGAGCGGCUGAUGGAUCUCACGCUCCUGAAUGAUGCGCCGCUCGCGCUCUAUGCCGACUUUGUGCGCAGUCUGGAGGAAGCAUGGCAGUGGAUUACCGAAGAUCCGGACGUGCCGGCCGGAGCCCGCUUCAAGGCGAAGGUGUUGGCACCGCCGGCCGACCUGCCCGCUGGUCUCACCAAGGAGGAACUCAGCACUAUCCAGCUCGAUCAGAUGGACUAUGUGUUCGACGAAUGGAUACACCUCUGCAACAACCGCUUUGCCACGGAGAGGUCAUCCCAGAUCUUUGUGCAGCAGAUGCACUCGCGUGGGCUGGUCAGCAACAGGGAAGACUUCCUCCUCUUCACCCGCCAAGCGCUCGACAGGUCUGUCGAACGCUUCGAGCAGUGCGUCCAGUCCGGCGCCUCCGUGACGGAGGGCUACCAGGCCAUUGAGGCCCUGGUCAAGAUGGUCAUGAUCUUUGUCAAGGCCCAUCAAGACAACGAAGAGAAGGGUCGAUCGACGGGGGUUGCCUUCCUGGACUCGAUCCUCGCCCUCGGCGUGUUGGUGCUCAACAGCCAUCACGUCAAGCGAGGAGAGAGCUUCAACCAGCGCGUCUUUUUCCGCUUCUUCUCACUCAUUCUCCACGACAUCGCGGAUCUGGUGGGUCAUCUCCCGGAGAACGAUCAUCAGCAGAUCAUCCUGCGGUUUGCCGCCCGUCUCUUCGACCUCCGGCCGAUGCUGUACCCGGGAUUCCUCUUCGGCUGGACGGACCUCGUGACGCACCGCAACUUCAUGCCCGUGAUCCUUUGCCUACCUGAAGGGGCGGGUUGGGCGCCGUUCACGAAGUUGCUCACACAGCUCCUUUCGUAUCUGGGCGAACUGCUGAAGCACUUCAACGUGUCGGAUCUGGCGAAGGAGAUGUAUCAGGGGGUGCUGAAGCUGCUGGUUAUUCUCCACCAUGACUUCCCCGAGUACCUGGCUGCAAACCACGUGGAGCUGUGCCAGUGCCUCCCGCCGCAUACCACACAGCUCAUCAACUUCAUCCUGGCUGCAACCCCGGCCGCGUUCAACAAGCUCAACGACCCCUUUCAGCUAGGACUCAAGGUGGAUAGGAUCCCCGAGAUGCGGGAAGCGCCGCCCGACGCUUCGUUUGACUCGGCUGGCCUGCUGCGGGACAUCGGUCUGCUGGAUAUCUUGGACCAGGCGUUGAAGAACGGCCCGUCCGAGGAUGCGAUCGCGCAGAUAAACCACGCCAUCAGCAAGUCGAACGGCGAAGAGACCACGUUUGGCUUCGUCCCGGUCGCGGUGAACCGCCCCGUCAUCGACGCGGUGGUCGCGCAAUUUGCCCACUUUGCCGUCGCCCGCGCGGCUAACAAGACCGAUACGCCCAUCUUCGUGGCGGGCGCGUCGGACAUCAAAACGCUGCACAUGCUCGUCAGCGAGGUGUCGCCCGAGGUCAGGUAUUAUUUGUUGAACAGCAUUGUCAACGAGCUGCGGUUCCCGAACGCGUCGACCAACUACUUCAGCCACGCGCUGCUGGAGAUCUUUGGUCAGGACUUGUCGGACCCGGAGGAGACAGACAUCCGCCAGCAGAUCAUGCGCAUCCUCCUCGAGAGGGUGGUCGGGUACUGGCCGCAGCCGUGGGGCCUGAUGAUUACUACACUUGAACUGCUCAAGAAUGAAGAAUAUCGUUUCUUUGACCUGCCCUUCAUCAAGGCGGCUCCAGAGGUAUGCCCGCCCUCUUCUAUCUUAGUAGUCUGA
Chaetomium strumarium is the source of this 6561-nucleotide messenger RNA. RefSeq names its product CCR4-Not complex component, Not1-domain-containing protein. The record is from RefSeq and is a predicted model, not a curated record. The transcript is spliced from 3 exons. Gene Ontology annotation, cellular component: CCR4-NOT core complex; P-body. NCBI's taxonomy places the organism in Eukaryota, Fungi, Ascomycota, Sordariomycetes, Sordariales, Chaetomiaceae. Gene Ontology annotation, biological process: nuclear-transcribed mRNA catabolic process, deadenylation-dependent decay; negative regulation of translation. The coding region runs from base 1 to 6561 and encodes 2186 amino acids. Gene Ontology annotation, molecular function: molecular adaptor activity.